UACCAACACCUCUACCACCUGGCACUGCCCUUACGUGAGCACGAGCACCCACGGGGACCUAAAAGCAGCAAGAAGGGCAUGGCAGCAAUGGGGAAGCGUGCGCGCGAGGAAGCGUGCGCAGCGGGCGAAGCAGCAAUGAGGGCGCUGCAGGAAGUGAGGAGCGAGCUGACAGCGCUGCUGCUGGAGGUCAGAUUCGUGCGGGAGGAGGCGGAAGAGCAGAGGAGGGACAUGCAGCGGGUGACGGGCGAGGUGGAGGAGAUGAAGAGAGAGCUGGCGGCGGUGAAGGGAGUGAUUGGCAGCGAAGAGGACGAGAGCCGCGAGAUGUGGCACAAGAUCCUGGCAGCAUCGCAGGAGGCGGAGCUAGAGCUGUGCGGGGAGGCAUCGCUGACAGACGCAGUGCUGGCACACGUGGCCGGCAUGACCCGCCUCUCCACCCUCGACCUCUCCAACUCCUCCGGCUUCACCACACAUGGCCUUCAGCAGCUCUACACCCUCCCAAGCCUCUCCUGCCUCGUUCUCUACAGCACACCAGUGGGCGGCGGGGGCGAUGGGGCAGUAUCUCUGGAAGGCAUCGGUGCAGCGAGCGGUCUCGACUCGCUCGUAUUGGAGAACACAAGUGUGGGCGACGGCGAUUUGGAGCCCCUGACUGCGCUCACCUCACUCUCAGACCUCUCCCUGGGGUGCUGUUACAACCUCACCCCAGCUCUCAUGCUGCACGUGGCCCGGUUGACUGGACUAGAAGAUCUAUCCCUGGGCGGCUGUGGCAUGGGAAAUGAAGUGCUGCCGCUGCUGACGUGCCUGCGCCACCUCAGCUCGCUCACCGCGCCGCAUGGGGUCACUGAUGCCGGCCUGCAGCACUUGCUCGCGCUGCCAUCCCUGCAGAGGCUGUCGCUGUGUGACUGCCUUGGCGUCACCUCUGCUGGCAUGCUGCAUGUGGGACGCCUCACCAGCCUGCGGGCCCUCUCUCUCCCCAACACCCGCGUGACAAACGAAGGCUUGCAGCACCUCACCUCGCUCACCGACCUUAUAUCACUCGUACUGCCGCCUGGGCACCUCACGGCGCUAACGCGGUUGGAGUCUCUUGACCUGCGUGAUGGCAGCACCAUUGACCGUGACGAGCUGCUCACACGCUUGGGCUGGCAGGGGAACAAGAGGGGAGGCUAG
Molecule: messenger RNA, 1164 nt
Organism: Closterium sp. Naga37s-1
Lineage: Eukaryota; Viridiplantae; Streptophyta; Zygnematophyceae; Desmidiales; Closteriaceae
Source: the annotation of a GenBank genome assembly